This is a messenger RNA of Megachile rotundata (alfalfa leafcutting bee), 2238 nucleotides long. It is a transcript of the gene mdu, whose product is annotated as mitotic spindle positioning protein meduse. NCBI's taxonomy places the organism in Eukaryota, Metazoa, Arthropoda, Insecta, Hymenoptera, Megachilidae. The record is from RefSeq and is a predicted model, not a curated record.
CUAUACUAAACGAGAAACAAAUGUUCUCAUUCGGGUCCGUACUUCAUAUUCCUAUUUUAUCUAUACUCUAAGUCUCUAAUUUUAUCUACGUCAAAUGUUCGCUCACGCGAUAUCGCGUGCUCGAUUUUUACUAUUUAUUUACAUGUGAUAGAUAGAUAGUAAACAAAUGUAAUAAUGCGUUAAUCGACAAUAGUACAAGUGGCUUCGGUGAAAAAUUAAAUAUUUAUUAAAAGAAGUACACAAUUAAACAGCAGUCAAUUAACUCUAUCAUCAUUCAAGGAAAAAUGACGUUGACGUGUAACAAAAUGAAAUGCAACACAAUAGUACAUACACCGGUUGUUUCCAGUGAAACCACGAGCCGGAUAAAAAACUGAAAUAACUUAAUUGAAGUCAAGACUACACACAAAAGGAACGUUACACGCGCGAUAAGACAAAAGUCUGACACGUCUGUCGGUGCAUCGUGUUGGUGUUUGACUUUGUUGCUUUUGUUCGAGAAACGGUCCGGUCGGGGAACAAGGUCACGCAGGUAAAAUGGCAGUCGCCACUCGAACUACGACCGCGUCUCGAUCAUGAGUCCGUGGCAUCAGAAAUUACAGGAACGCUCGACCGACGGAGAGGAAUGAACGAGUUCCCCGCGUUUCGAAACCGUCCUCCAGUUCUCGCGGUCGUGUCUCGCAAUAACGUGCCGGCUUCUUCUUGUCGUGGUUUCUCGAGCCUCGACCAAUCUGGUUAGGUGUAUUCCGGACGAGUCGUCGCGAGCACAAUUCCGGUUCUCCCGUGUUCGCGUAAAUCUCACCGGUACUGGAUCAGAAUCGAUCAACGCACAAUUCGUGGUGAGCUUUCGAGUCGCGUGCAGAGAAGUGAGAAGUUCGUGUUUAUGGUACAAACUUGUGGCAUCGAUUGUGAUCUCAGAAACUGGAUUUUCGGGAUUCAAAUUCGGCAAAGUUUUUAUCAACGGGUAAGAAAGAAAAGAGGCCCGACCUGUGACGUAACUACGCGGAAUGAUAAUAGAUACAGAGGUUAACUGCCUGCGUUCACGAUCAGAUAAACGGAUCGAAAUCGUGCCUCGUGUUCGGCAACUCGUAUCAAAAGGUGCGCCCAAUAAAAAGUUUAGUUGGUGUUCGGUACUCAGUGCGAGAUCUUCUCGGUGGCAACAAUGAAAAUGGAGGCAGAGCAUAGGUUGGAGCAGCUGAAGAAGGCCACGGACAGAAUACAGAAAGAGAUCGAAGAGGUCACGGAGAGGGAGCACGAGCUGAGGAACGUGGGCAGCAUUAAAACCACGUCUCACGAGACGGUCGAUUCGAAGGUACGACGAAUGCCGCAAGCUCUAACGUCAGGCAAAUUGAAAAGAACAACAUCCACGCCGCAAAUCCUGGAAGCAGUUAGUCUAACAUCAACAACACCACCUUUAACGCCAAAGAUGACGAAUGGAGUGAUAUCCAGUCGCACAACGCCGACACCUUUACGUUUCGCGACAGCGCCCAGUCAAAAGGGGUUGAUGCACAGGUUUCUGGCCACACGAGGGAAAAUUUACAAACCAAAAUUACCUGUUAACGAUACGCUAACACCACCUACGACACCCACCAUCACAUUGAAUCCUUUGAGCAUCAAGGCUUUCAACAAGAGCCUAGAAAUUCAACUUGAACCUGAUGAUGAACCUAAGAAACCUCCAGUCAGAAAGGGAUACGUUCCGGUGGAAGAAAAAAUACAAAAAGAACUGCAUGAAAUGAAAGAGCGAGAAAAUGAGCUCAGAUUAAUGCGGUCGCAAAUGUUGGCGAAAUCACAACCGAAUCUGCUAGAUAUUGGAAAUGAUAAUGAUUCGGAUAUUUAUGAUGGUUCGAGCUCCCUAAGAAGUGGCACCUCAUCUAACACUUUAAACGAGGACGAAGUAGAAAGGGAAUCUAAAGCAAAACACAAGCCUAAUCCACGACGUCGAAGCACUCUUAUCGCGCAGUGGGAAAAUCUGAUAGCCGCAAAAAAGGAGUCUAAUGAUAAUAAUAAUGAAAACGAUUUAAAUUUUUAAAGCGAUUAUAUUUUGUGAAAACUAUACAAAUUAAUGUCAUAGGUUUUUAUAUUUUAUAUUUUCCUGAAGUUGUUUCAUAUGAAUGAAUGGCAUAAUAUCCUUAAUUCUUAAACACCAUUAUUGAAGAAAAUGACAUUAAUAUCAUUGGUGAAAUUUUACUUCGGUUAUUUCAGUUUUUUAUUUUAAAAGUCAAAAAGAUAAUAAAAAAAAAAAAA